GCGACACCCCGCGGCGCUUUACGGCCGGCGGCGCUUUCCGGCAGCGGCCCGGUCGCGGCGGGAGGCGGCGGCGCUUUGCGGCCGGAGCGCGAUGAGCUUUUACGACGCCUUCCGCGGCUUCUUCGGCUUCCCGGGGCGCGGCAGGCCCCGAGAUCCGCUGUUCGGAGCGCCGUGGGACGGGGACGAGGAGGACGACGACGACGAAGCCGCGGGUCCCCCCGGGCCGCGCCCUCCCGAUGACUUCGCCUUCAACUUCGGCUUCAGCCCCGGCGGCGCCUUCGAGGAGCUGCUGCGGGACAUGGGCGAGCUGCUGGGCGCCUUCGGGGGGGGCUGGGCCGGGCUGCCCCCGCCCUUCGGGGAGGAACGGGGCUGGGAGCGACCCGGCGGGGCGUCCAGACCCGGGCUGACCCCGGCCCUUCCUGGAGAGCCCCCCCUGCCCGGCCCCGGCUCGGGGCGGCCGCUGCGCGACUCCAUGCUGAAGGAUCCCGAGGGCCCGGCCCGGCCGUGGGAGCCGCUCCCGGCGCUGGAGGAGCCCCCCCCGACCGCACCUGGCCAAAAGGAGGACGGCGACCUGGACUCCCAGGUGUCCUCGGCGGGGCUGGGCACCAUCCUGCGGCCCCAGCAGCCUGCGCCCCGCUCCUACUUCCAGAGCGUCUCCGUCACCACAGUGACACUCCCUGAUGGAGCAGUGGAGGAGCGCCGCACGGUGCAGGACAGCCAGGGCCACCGUGAGACAACUGUCACCCGCCGGAGGGGGGACCAGGCCUUCAUCACCACCACCAAGGAGGAUGGGCAGAGCAAGGAUUACCGGGAGGAGGUGCUCAACAUGGAUGACCGGGAGCUGGCGCAGUUCGCGGGCACGUGGCCGCAGCGCGAUGAGCUCCUCACUCCUCCCCAGAGCGAUUCCUCGUCCCUGCUGGGCAGCUUCUUCCGCCGCUGGUUCUCCAGCCGGUAGCUGUGUGAGGAGUGCGGGGUGGGGGCUGCCCUGCCGCGUGGGGGUGGGCGGUGCAAGGCAGCCCCCUCUCACUGCCCCUGCUCUGUGCAGGUGGGGCCGGUCCUGCCAGCCUGCAGGGGAUGGGCUGGGGGCUGCCCCCCACUGCGGCACCACUGCAUCGUGGGGGUGAGCGUGUGUAUGUGUACAGAGAAAUAAAGUCUAUUUAUGCUAA
Molecule: messenger RNA, 1166 nt
Organism: Numida meleagris (helmeted guineafowl)
Lineage: Eukaryota; Metazoa; Chordata; Aves; Galliformes; Numididae
Gene: HAX1
Product: HCLS1 associated protein X-1
Exons: 6
Coding region: 92-955 (287 amino acids)
Biological process (GO): negative regulation of apoptotic process; regulation of actin filament polymerization
Cellular component (GO): clathrin-coated vesicle; actin cytoskeleton; apical plasma membrane
Source: RefSeq, a predicted model, not a curated record